GUUGUGAUCGCUUUGUUAUUGUUGAUAUUGGUGGUGCGAUUUAACUGAGGUAGCUGGUGAUGUAGCUGAACUUCAACGAAAUGUGAUUGUCAUGUUGGUUUUUUUCUUUUAGCUAGCUUUUAACAGUAGAUUGACAAAUACACACAGGAUGGAUUUAAUGGACUUUUUUGAUCUUUCAAAAGAGUUCAAACCUGUGCUUGUGGAAGGUAGUCAGACUCAAGUGCAGCUGAAGGAGCUCAGGCAAAAUAUUGUUAUUGAAGAGUACAAAAAGACACACAAAGGAAAGGAAUAUGCCACAGAAUAUCAGAAAAUGGAAGAAGAGGAAAUAAAAGGGGCAGCACAAGCGGGCCCUGUAAAGUCAGGUGAGAAUUAUCUUUCUCAGUUGGAAGAAUUAACAAGUGUUUUUUCAACUGGCAAUAUUGAUGACCUUAUGCAAGAGGAACUGACACAAGUUUAUGAUAAAUAUGACUUUGAUCAGAAAGCUAAAAAUGUCCUUCCUAUUCUGGAACAUAAGCAAAAGAUUGUUUCUGUUAUUGAGACAAACCAGGUCACUAUAAUUCAAGGAUCUACUGGGUGUGGGAAGACAACACAAGUGCCUCAGUUUAUUUUAGAUUCUUGUCGUGAGAAAAAUAAGCCCUGCAGAAUUAUUGUGACUCAACCAAGAAGGAUUGCAGCAAUAACAGUUGCAAGACGAGUUUGCCAAGAACGUAAUUGGGAACUAGGUUCUGUUGUUGGUUUCCAGGUUGGUCUGAAAGCAGAAACUUCGAGUGAUACUCUUAUUCUGUAUUGUACAACAGGUGUACUGCUUCAAAAAUUGAUUGGCACUAAACAUAUGAGUAACUUUACUCAUGUCAUAUUAGAUGAAGUCCACGAACGAGAUGAAGAUACAGAUUUUGCAUUGUUGGUUGUCCGUAGGCUGUUGCGCACAGCAUCUCCACAUGUUAAGGUUGUUCUGAUGUCUGCAACUAUUAAUGUUGGAAGAUUUUCCAGUUACUUUUCAUUUCCUAUGAACAAUAAAUGGGAGCCAGCUCCUGUUAUAGAUCUUGAUAAGUACAGAACAGGAAGACGUAAUUACAGAAUCAGUAUUUACUAUUUGUGUGAACUGAAGAAGAUUGGGCCUCUUCCAGAAGUCAGAAAAGACGAGCCUUGUAUAACAGAAGAAGGCUAUAAUGUGGCAACCCGCCUUAUUAAAGAAUUUGACCGGCUUGAAGAACAAGGAAACAAUACAUCAAAAGGUGCUGUCUUGGUAUUUUUACCAGGGAUUCUGGAAAUAGAAAAACUUUAUAUACUUUUGGACAACUUCUCAAAGAAUUACAAGUGGUGGGUGAAACCACUCCAUUCAACAAUCACAACAGACGAACAGGAAAUGGUAUUUCAGCGACCUCCCCCAGGUUACAGAAAAAUAAUCCUUUCCACAAAUAUUGCAGAGAGCUCUGUAACAGUUUCAGAUAUUGUAUACGUGAUUGACUUCUGUUUGACCAAAGAACUUUUUUGUGAUCCCGAUACAAACUAUUCGAGUUUGCAGUUGACAUGGGCAGCUAAGACAAACUGUAUUCAGCGUGCUGGUCGCUCUGGUCGAGUAGCUGAUGGCCGAGUGUACAGACUUGUCCCAAGAGAAUUUUACGAUAAAUGCCUUGCACAGGAAGGCGUUCCUGAGAUACUUCGUUGUCCUCUUGCAAAAACUGUUCUCCAUGCAAAACUACUAAAUAUGGGAGAACCCAAAGCUUUACUUGCACUUGCAAUGGAUCCACCAGACCUCAGUAAUAUUGAAAGCACCAUCCUGUUACUCAAGGAGGCAGGUGCACUUUUACCAACUGUGAGUGGUCAAUAUUCAGAUCAUGAUGGUGAUAUUACUUUUAUGGGACGUGUGAUGGCCAGGUUACCUGUAGAUGUUUACAUUGGCAAACUUAUUUUACUUGGACAUGUUUUCAGUGUUCUUGGUGACUGUAUUAUAAUGGGUGCGGCUAUGUCAGUGCGGAGUAUGUUUAGCACUCCCUUCCGAGAGCGAAUGGCAGCAUACCACUCGAAACUGACAUGGGCAGAUAGCUCAUGUUCUGACUGUAUUGCAUUUCUUAAUGCUUACAAGGUUUGGCAUCAUCAUAAAGUGAGUGGUUUCUUUAAGCGGUCUGCUGGAGGUGGAGAUCUUUCGUGGUCAAAGCGCUAUUUUAUUCAGCUUAGUGCAAUGCAGGAAGUGGAUGUCCUUGUCACAGAUCUCAAACAAAGAUUGAAACAGAUGGACAUUGAAGAAACGGUAGGACCAGAGAGGGUUCGGUGGACGGAGACUGAAUACUCAUUGGUUUUGAAGAUAGUCAUGGCUGGAGCGUUCUAUCCCAACUACUUUGUGCGCAGUGCCCAAGGGGGACAAGUAGAUGAACGUGAAGCUGUUAAAGAGUUGGCUGGACACAAUCCCUACAAUUCAGUUUUUCUUCAAGGCAUGCCCAUGAAUCAACCUGGUAUUUUGUAUGUACGAAGCAUCAAAGAAGCACUGAAAACAUGUGCAAAGGACAUGAAGGUGUCUUUUGAUGGGUCGACGAAAGUAUAUAUUGAAUUUGGACAAACUUUCAAUGAACGGGAUGACCGUAACUUGGAUGCGACUAUACCAGGAAAAGUUUCCAUGGCCGUAUACAGAGCAGUAAAACUUCGCCAAUUAAAAAUACCAGUUAUACUUAACUUGAUGCUACCUCAUCUGGCUGCUGAAAGGGUGAAGAAGUUGGGGUUGUCAUCAAAGGGUGCUAUGCUGUCUUUAGAGACGAGAGGCAUAGAACGAAAAAGUGAGCAACUCCUCCCAUCAAUUUCGACAAGUUCCAUGGAAAUUGCAAUAACGCAUGUGAUUGAUCCUGGUCAUUUCUGGGGAAGAAAGGCCGAUGAAUACACUACACAAAGAGAAGUUUUAUUGCUCACAGAACUGAACAACCAAAUGCUACCAUGUCUAUCAGAACGACCAAAAAUCGGGGCAGUUUAUGUUGCUCCUUACAGCGACAAUCCAAAUGCACGUAAGCUGUACUAUAGAGCACGAGUUAAUGCAAUCAAUCCAAGAAAAGGAAAGGAACAUUUAGUAGAGGUGUUUUUCAUUGAUUAUGGAAAUACGGAAUUUGUGACAUUAAGUGACCUGAGGAAUUUCUCUGAGAAAAACAUGGAAGAUGGUGUGCAUACAAUCCUGCCACUUGCAUGUGAGUUUGUGUUGUCUGAAAUAAAACCAUCUAUUCUGAAAAAUCCCCGAGGAGUUUGGUCAGAUGAAGCCCAUGAAGCAUUCAGGGAGCUUACAGAAGGAAAAAUAUUUACAGCUGAGAUCUACUCUGUUGUUCACGGGGUGAUUUCUGUUGAGCUUUUUAAACAUUAUAAUGGCCUGAAAACGAAGAGCAGUGUGAACAAGAACUUAAUAGAGGAGGGUUAUGCCGAACCGGCAGAGGAAAGUUUCUUGUCAAAGAUAAACCAUGAUCUACGUCUUCAGCAUAAAGAAUGGACAAAUGAGCAGAAGCUAGCUUACAACCGUCAACAAGAGACUAAUUUGCCGUGGGUGGAGGAAAUAGAGCCUGAACCGCCGAGACCUGAAGAAUGUCGCAUAAAGGUGGAAUUAAAGGGACCCAGAAGCCCUCUAGAAAUGAAAUUAUAUAACCUGACCAGAGCUGGCCAGAGGAGAGAUGUUGGUGUGGAGUGGAAUUCUGUCAAUUCCGUACUUCUUGACACAGAUCCUCAAGAUCCACAUGAGAGGAUGCUUGUAGCAGCUACAGUUUCCUUAAACCCAGCUGGUGAUCGUAUGAACCUAAGGCAUACCACAUUGAUGCCAAAUAUUCAUGGGCUUCCAGCACUCUUGUGCCUUAUUUUUGCCCCUGAAAUAGAACUCAGGACUAAUGAGGCAGUAACACAGUACACUGGUGCCUUAUGCGGUCUGGGAUGCAAUCCAGACACAAACAAGCCUAUAUUCCCAGAUCAUGACCUGGAGGUCACAUUUGACACAGAAAUCACCAUUAGUGAUAUUCAGAAUAUCAACCGGCUUCGUUACUGGAUGUCAAUGGCACUUUACACCGAGGAAUACCAAGAAACAUUGGAAGCUGGAGCUUUGAAUAUUAAUACAUAUCAGCGAAAAGUAAAGGAAAUACUUUUUGAGCUCCUCAAAGUAAAAAGAAAAGAUGUUCCAAUGGUUGUGCCAUUGUCACAGUUUGCUUGGAAGUUGGCACCAAAACACCUCCUCCUCAGUCCAGGAGAUGCUCCUGGGGUAGAUCGUAUUAUAUUCAGACUUCACUGGGCAAUAGAACUGCAAGAAGAAGACGAACAACACGUCUGGAUGAAGCAGCAUCUUGAGCAGCUACACUCUCUUGUUAAAAUGCCUCAUCUGAAAAAAAUAAUUCAGUGUAAACUGUGUGAUGUGGAAGUGAAUGGGACAUCUUCUCUGAAGAUUCACUUGGAAACUGAAUUGCAUAAAGGGAAGGAGUCAACUUUUACACACUACUGUUAGUGUGUAGUAUCAAAAGCCUCUUUAUAUUAGAUAAUGUCUUGUUUUGGAUAGACUACAUGUUCCUGUUGGAAGGUUGUUGUGAUGUAAUAUUUGUAUUUUGGGACAAUGUUGGGACUUGAAUCUACUAGUUUUUAUACAAAGAAGAAUUUUUUAUUUUAUUUUGACGAAAGAGUGAUUUGAAAAGAAAAUGAAACAAAACUUUUGUACCAUAAUAAGUUUCUAUAUGGACAGUAAGUUUCAUAUAGUGUAUGUGAAAGAAAUGUGCCCAGAACUCAAGAAUUUGUGUACAGAUUUUUGCAUUGUUUCACUUUAUUAUAUUUAUGUUGCACAUUAUUUUUCUGUGAAGGGAACAGGAAUCAUUUGUAUUUUUCUCUUCAUCUCACUUUAUCUUAACUAUUAUUCCAAAGCUAUUUCCAGUGUUUAUAUCAAUCUUCAGUACUUAAAUUAUGUGCAGUAAUUUGUUAGUUACAGUUUAUUCAUCAGUAUUAUAACAAAGACAAUUGUAAUUGUGAAACUCCUAGUUUGUGCAACUCUGUGAACAAGUGAUUGUGAUCUGUGUCAUUGUUAUUUGUAAAUAUUAAAAUUGUAUUGUAAGUAUUUUGUUCGUAA
Molecule: messenger RNA, 5065 nt
Organism: Schistocerca piceifrons (Central American locust)
Lineage: Eukaryota; Metazoa; Arthropoda; Insecta; Orthoptera; Acrididae
Gene: spn-E
Product: ATP-dependent RNA helicase TDRD9
Exons: 26
Coding region: 149-4456 (1435 amino acids)
Cellular component (GO): intracellular anatomical structure
Molecular function (GO): ATP binding; RNA binding
Source: RefSeq, a predicted model, not a curated record